Lodderomyces beijingensis is the source of this 516-nucleotide messenger RNA. Lineage: Eukaryota; Fungi; Ascomycota; Pichiomycetes; Serinales; Debaryomycetaceae. The record is from the annotation of a GenBank genome assembly.
AUGCUGUACUUGAGCUCGGUAUCAGCUGCCAAGAGGACCCAGAUCAAGAAUGCGUUCACGUUGAUUGACGGCGAGUCGCGGGACUCAAACAUCACCCUCGAAGACCUCAAACAGGUCUACACCACGGUGGGCUUGGCCAGGCCCAGUGACUCGGAGCUCAAAGCCAUGAUGACCAUCGACGGCGUGGACCAUUCUGAAACGGGGAUAAAGUUUGCCCAGUUUCUGGCAAUGAUGGCCAAGGAGAUGCUGCAGCUAGAAGAGGCCUCUCUACUAUAUACCGCACUUCAAGCGUACCUGCUACUGGACGAUCAGAAGGUUGCAAAGGACGAUUUGCAAAUAGACAUGGAGAAAUUGAAGGAUGCGUGCUGUUCGGCUAACGUGGGUGCCUUUGGCGAAGAACCUAAGUAUCUAUCGCGCCAAAGCUUCAACAAGUUAACCAAGGGGUUCGUACUGGAAAACAUCGACGGGAAACCCAUCUUCCUUGCGUCGAAAUGGCUCGACGCUUACCUCAAUUAA